Messenger RNA from Phasianus colchicus (ring-necked pheasant), 1936 nucleotides. RefSeq names its product proline-serine-threonine phosphatase interacting protein 2 (gene PSTPIP2). Gene Ontology annotation, molecular function: actin filament binding. Gene Ontology annotation, cellular component: cytoplasm; actin filament; plasma membrane. Gene Ontology annotation, biological process: actin filament polymerization. NCBI's taxonomy places the organism in Eukaryota, Metazoa, Chordata, Aves, Galliformes, Phasianidae. The record is from RefSeq and is a predicted model, not a curated record.
ACGCAGCGGGGUGGGAGGGCGUGGGGUGGGGCAGUGCUGGGAGCAGCGGCGGUGCUGGCAGCAGGAGCAGCAUGAGGGAGGUUUGGUUCCGGGACCACUUCUGGAGCACAGAUCUGACAAGCACGGUUGGCUAUGACAGCAUCAUUCAACAUUUGAACGAUGGCAGGAAGAACUGCAAAGAGUUUGAAGACUUUCUGAAAGAAAGGGCAGUUAUAGAAGAAAAAUAUGGCAAAGAGCUCAUCAACUUGUCGAAGAAGAAGCCCUGCGGGCAGACGGAGCUGAAUACCCUGAAGAGAUCCCUGGAUGCUUUCAAGCAACAGAUAGAUAAUGUGGGACAAGGUCACAUCCAGCUGGCACAAACUCUACGGGAGGAAGCAAAGAAAAUGGAGGAAUUCAGGGAAAAGCAAAAGCUUCAUCGAAAAAAGAUAGAGCUCAUAAUGGAGGCGAUUCACAAGAACAGGAAUUUGCAGUACAAGAAAGCCAUGGAGGCCAAGCGGCUCUACGAGCAGCGCUGCAGGGAUAAGGAUGAAGCAGAGCAGGCUGUGCACCGCAAUGCGAACCUGGUCACACAGAAGCAGCAGGAGAAGCUCUUCCUGAAGCUGGCUCAGACAAAAUCAGCUCUGGAAGAUUCAGACAGGAGUUACCAACAGAGCAUUACUUCACUUGAGAAGAUCCGGGAGGAAUGGCAGAAAGAGCACAUCAAGGCUUGCGAGUUCUUUGAGACUCAGGAGUGUGAGCGCAUCAGCUACUUCCGCAAUGCCCUCUGGCUUCAUGUCAACCAGCUCUCCCAGAGCUGUGUCCAGAAUGAUGAGAAAUAUGAGGAAAUCCGCAAAAGCUUAGAAAUGUGCAGCAUUGAGAAGGAUAUUGAGUUUUUUGUAAAUUUACGCAAAACUGGAAGUUCGGCACCAGCUCCCAUUGUUUACGAAAACUACUACAAUACUCAGAGGAAUGUGACUACUGUGAGAAGUCCAGCUUCUGUACCUAUAUCAAGGAGGGGGCCUCUACCCACCCCGACCAGUGGGCCAGGUGAACCUGAUUAUGCCACAAUUGAUGGCUACAGCUUGAUACACCAUUAAUAGCCACUGUUCUUCAGGCAGAAGAUACUGUUGGCCUGGCCAGCCUGGCAUAAUUGGUGUUUUCAGCUUUUCCCAGCAACACACAGCUGCAGCGCUUCUCCACUCAAGAAAACAUUUGAAGACUCUGAUAAUUAUUUGUACAUGUAGAAAGUACCUACUAAAAAUCUUUUCCUUUGAUUAGAAGACUUCUUGGACAGAUAUCCAGUUUUUACACUCAGGAGAAGAAAAGGCAAAAAAUAAAAGGUGAUGGACUGGGACAUUAUCUCCACCUGAAGAAGAUCUUAAUUUCAAGUUCUUCCAAUAUGCCACCAGCUGGGAGAGCCUGAAGCCUUUUUCUCUCCAGAAAAGUAACUUGCUGAGUGGGAGCUGUGCAAGGCUUUGGGCAUGCUGGCUUGUGUUCAGAGCUAAGGUUGCAUUUUGACCUGUCUCUAAAAUCUUUCAUUAGUAGCGAUUAAACUUGUAAUUUGGAUUUAGUUUCAGUUAUGUUUCUCAAGCAGCUUUUGCAGAGGUGCACUAUGACUUACACUGUGGGUAGGCUAUGCUGUUUUUCAGGCUGAUGGUAUAACUUGUUCUGGUAGGCUGUGUUUAAAUCUGUAACACCAGGAGCUGCUGGCUGUAUGAUCUUCAGGUUGAAUCCACAUGACUUCUCUAUGUGCCUAAGCCCAUUGGUUCCCAGAGAUUUACGUUAUUUCCUCAUGUGGAAAGUAUCAUAAUGAGCUUUAAAUUCUGUCCCGCUACACUGCAAUGAAAUGUACAAGAAAAGGAAUAGUUUGUCCUGUUUUUUUUUGUUUUCCAUAAAAGAUCAAGUAUACAAAUAUGCCUGUUGUAGUUUUAGUUCUUUAAAUACAUAUAUAUUUAAA